UGAGAGCGGCGCUCAUGUAGCGGGGCACUGAACACAUCUGGACUCGGUCGAAUAAGAUCUACCCGCUCGGUCUAUACUCUAUUUUUUGACUGGAAACAACGUUGUAUCUUGUUAUCAUACAUUUCCACCUGUCUUUAUAACUUGUUGAAGUUUCAAAACGGUCCGGUGUUCACUUUUCAGCAGCACACUGCCAUGAUGCAAGGGGUAGCUAGCUGCCGUUAGCCGUUGGUGCUAACGUUCAACAUCCACUGUGUGAAGGGAAAAUAGCGGAGUCUGUGUUCGUUGUUUCAGCCGUGUUGGAGGCGAAUGAAUUGGGUUAAACAUGGAGAAAAGUAGCCGUUUUGUGGAACUAUCCCGCUACCUCCAAGACCCCCAUCUUGUCGCCCGCUUUCAGCACAUUUGUGGGGUACGCGGGACUUUUUCUGGAACCGUCGGCAGCAGCAACGAUGCAGACCGGACUCACUCGCACAACAACGGGUCGUGCCAUCAUCACAUCACCGGGGAGAGCGAGGGUGAAAACACGACUGACAUGGGAGCUGGAGAAGGAGAAACGGUGCCAGCAGCAGCAGAGGGUGUGCGGAAGAGGAUAAUUGACACAAACGCCGCGAAAAACCACGAAGAGGAGGGCGAAAGUGCUGUCCAGAACGGGGCAGUUUUGUCCGCAACGACCGCCGCGGGAGAGACGGUUGCUAUGGGGGGUAACGCUCGCAGCCUAGCCGGGAGCGAUCCGGACUUCUCAGGGAAAACUGAGUCAGGGGGGAAAACUGAGAAAGGCAGCAAAGUUCCAGCCCACCCAGGGAGCAGUACUUUGAAGCCCCUGCGCAAAAACUCUCUAACGGGCGAAGCAGGGCAGGAGUUCCUGAUAGAGAACCGGUUCUUUUACUACAUGUUCACUUUCGGAACUGAGCUGGGCAACGAGCUCUUUUACAUCACAUUCUUUCCCUUCAUUGCGUGGAACCUGAACGCCUUUGUGGGCAGGAGGUUGAUCCUGAUAUGGGUCUGGGUCAUGUACCUGGGUCAGUGCACCAAGGAUUUGUUGGGGUGGUCCCGGCCUGCUUCACCUCCUGUGGUUAAAGUGGAGAUGUUUUACAACUCGGAGUACAGCAUGCCCUCAACGCACGCCAUGUCGGGCACUGCCGUCCCCUUCUCACUCUUCUUCCUCACCUACGGCAUGUGGGAGUAUCCAUUCUCUCUGGGCUUCAGCUUGGCUCUGUGCUGGUGUCUGUUGGUCUGCGUUAGCCGAAUCUACAUGGGUAUGCACUCUGUCCUGGACGUCAUAGUCGGCUUCCUCUACAGCACCCUGAUCCUGUUCUUCUCCCUGCCAGUGUUGGACACCAUUGACAGCUUCAACCUAAACUGCCGCUACGCCCCGCUCAUCAUCAUCUCCAUCACCCUGGGCCUCGGCCUCUUCUCCUUCACCCUGGACACCUGGAGCACAUCUCGCAGCGACACUGCUCAGAUCCUAGGUGUGGGUGCCGGCAUCGCUUUGGCCUCUCAUGUCAACCACCUACUGGGUCUAAUGUCUGACCCGACUCCAGAGCAGCUCCCUUUCGCUAUGCCUGCCUUCAGCGCCAGUCUGGUGGGUGUAGCCUUGUUGCGGCUCUUUUUGGGUGUGCUGGUUCUCAUGACAACACGGGCGCUGAUGAAGGCAGUCACCAUCCCGCUGGUGUGCUGGGUGUUCAGUGUACCCUGUGAUGAUGUGAGGAAAGCCAGGCAGCACAUGGAGGUGGAGCUACCCUACCGCUACAUUGUCUAUGGGGCAGUUGGAUUUAACGUGUUGUUCCUGGUCCCGUUGCUCUUCAGCUACCUUCAGCUCUCCUGAUCAGCUGGUUUUGGAUCUGAUUUCUCCUCCAGAUCCUUUUGAAUUAAACCUUAUCUUUUGUCUGAAUGCUGGCAUGGUCUCAGUUUCUCAGCUUCCCUAUUUGUUCUGGUUGGGAUUAGAAAAAUUACCCAGGAGGAGCAGACUGCUUCUUCUGUCUUUGCCCUGAAAACCAGGAUAAAUGCUAGAUUAGCCUAGCCUGUUAUCAUUCUACCUGUGGUGAGUUAUAUGGCUCUUUUUUGCUCUUUGGAUUGAUAAAUGAAAUCAGGAGAAACCUUGUUAUGCAAGGACAUGCUUUGAUAGAGCCAAACUUCUACUCCUCCUUUACCAGCUUCACAUAAAAUGCAAAAAAAAACCUUUUUUAAUAGUGGCCUCUGAAAGACUGAAAGUGCCACCGAGCGCUACUGAUAAACCUGUGUCUCUGCAUUUAUGUUUUUGUUCAUGUUGGUAAGAGUUCAGACAAAGAACCAUGCUAGUUUCUUUUUGGAAGACUGAAAUUUGCAGUAUUUAAAGGUAUCUGAUCAGCUGUGUUAAGCGAUUAUUUUCAUCAUCCAUUAACUUGAUGAGUUUGUUACAUCAGGAAAUGUCAGAUGUUCUAUACAGUCCAAAAUCCAAAGAUAGUAUUUAUGGCAGAGUUAACAUGGCACAAAAAAUGAUCAUAAACGGAUCCAGAAUUCUUCCUUCUGACACUUUAUUGUUGACUUGAAUGAUUAAUUUGUUAUUUAAGCUCACAUUCAGUGUUAAAACAUUGUGUGGUUCUUUGUCAGGAAUCUUCUUGAUAUCAAUUUAUGAUCUCCGUUCUUCUCACAUCUCAGAGCAAUACGAUUUUUAUGGUUUUAAACUUUGGUAUUCCUGUGAUAAAGGUCAUGGAUGGGAAGUAAGAGAGUUUUCUUUUGCGCUUAGAACCCCUGUGGAGUAGAAAUCCCUGUGAUUUACAGCUCCUAAACUCUGUUAUCGGCUCUCAGGAAUCAGAUCAUUUUGAUGGGUCUGAUUACAAAUGCAUUUCCAAAAGGGCUCUCCCACUCUGUCUGCUCUGUUUACUUUACCUGUCUUUUAUUCAGACAAAUGUCUGUCUGUUCCCUGCUCUGAGAUUGAUUGUUUUUCCUGCAAGGAAGCAAUGACUUGGCACAUACUUUAAGAUACAGAGACAAGGAAGGAACCAUUUUGUUUGGGAAAUGUAGAGAAUGGAUUUAAAAAGGUUUUUUUUAAAUGUCUGUAAGGUUGCCAGGAUGACAGAAGUCUGUCUUCUUGGUGCAGCAUUUUUUUUUAAAACACUGUAAACUGGCUUCCUGUUAGAGCUGAUCUUGAUGGCACUUGUCCACGUCCUGCGAGGAUAGUUACACCUGCACGUGCCAGCAGGAGGCUGCAGAGAUAACGCUGCUCUCAGGAGGGAAGACGCAUGGAGAGACAGAGCGAGGUAAAAAGAUAAGGGGGAGAGGAUGAUGACACAGCUCAGGCAAAAAAGAAACAAAAAACAAUGCUAAUUUUUAACACUUAAAUAGUUUUGCCUGGGAUUAAAGAAAGACAUGGUAAAUAUAUAAAAAGUUUAAAUUUAUGGAAAAGUUAUGUUUUUAUGGCUCUUUUUUCAAUUGAAAAUCUACACAAAGCACGUUAAAAUUGGGAGAAAAUGUGAUUUGAUAGGAUGUAGUGAAAAGAUGAAGGCCACCAAUCUAAUGCAGCUCUGAUACCUGGAUUGGAUACUAGUGCUAAAUUGAUGACCUAUUCACCUUAUUCCCAGCUCCCAUGAUACUUUGUGUGAAAUAUUGUAGGUGCUACUUCCUGUCCUUUUUUUCUGAAUGAUACUCUGACUACAACUGAGAUGCUAGUCCUGAUUAUUAGAGCAAUUUAGGGAUUAAAAUAUGUAAACAUCAUCUCUUAAGUCACUAACUAGUCCCUCUUGAAAAGUGUGAACUAUAUUAAUAUCCAUGAUUUAAGUUAACUCUUCAGUUCGGUCAAUCUCAAGUUCUGUAUUGAAAAUAAAUAAUAAAUAUUUUUUACAAGAUUCACAUCUUUGAUGCAUUCAGACAGUGACCAGCUUGUUUAAAACACAGCUAUUAAAGACAUAUUUAACUUUGUCCCAUUAUUAUUACCACAAAUAGAGCAACAGGUACUAGGCGAUUUAACAGAAGCAGUACUCACUACAUUGAAGAUUUAUUCCUUUCAAAAAUACCUGCCGUUGACGCUAAAUCACUUUAGUAAGCGGUCGGAAAAUGCAUUUUUGCUAUUACCAUUAUUGUACUGGAAGUUCCACCCACAUCCGUAGCUACAGUAGCCAACCCAGGAAUAAGGUGGAUACUUGUCACUGUGAUGAUCAGAUUGGAAUCCUUACUUUGUAACUCCUUAACUUUAAUACAUACCACUCUAAUAUUAUCACUCACCUUCUGCUGUCACAGUGAACCUUUUGCUGAGCUGCUCUGUAUGUGCAAAGCAGCUGAAGCUGUGAGACUCAUAUUGCAAGCAUAGUCUCUUUCCAAAUGUCAUGCACUUAGGUAAGCUAAGAAAGCAAACAGAGUCACUGGUAUGUGAUCUGUUGAAUUUUUUUAGUCUGAAGCACUGCACAGCUCCAGGUAUCUGCGCUGAAGCUUUGCUAAUAGAUGUUCUCAAGCAUUCUUUUAGAGUUCAGGCAGAGAAAUAUUUACAUAAUAAAAACUGUAACACUGCACUUCUGUCAAUCGAUCACCUGGGUGGUUCCCCUGCCUUUGUUAUGCAGCCGACCAAGUUAGCAGACUUUAUUUUUGUUUUGUCAGUUGUCUUAAACAUGUCGUCAAACCAUCACUAGAUGUGCAUAUAUCCAGACUGCUUAGCCUUUGUUUUUAGCUUCCCCUAACCAUAUUGGCUCUGCCUGGUAAAUUGCACUGGCCAAAGAACUUAGGGCUGUGACGUAGCAUAAGAACUGCAUAGAACCAAGCAAGAAAGAUCAUCCUCAAGGAUCAACCCCUUAUCACAGAUUAACUACUUAGCGUAGUCUGAAUCGGACCAUUGUCUCACACAGAGAUCAGACUGGCACAUCUAGUUUAUAGGUGUCAUUAAUUUAGCUCCCCAUCCAGACUUAAUCACUUUUCCCCCCCAAAGAAUACUGUGCUGAAAAAUCUUAAAUGCUCAUGUUAUACUCAUAUAACAUUAGAGGCCAUGUACCUUGCUUUUAUGAGUCCUGCUAAGUCAGAAGUUUAAAGAUUGAGCUUCAAAAGUUGGAAUCUUGAUUGUGAUGAUUAUGGCUUCUACACCACCGCAUUUGAACAAAUUCAUACACUUACAAAACCCAGUUUCCAAAUGUCAUAUUGCUUUACUUCUGUUGAAAGUUGAAGUAUCAGAGCAGACUCAAAAAGUGGGAUAGUAAUGUAGCUUCUGAUGUGAACCCGCUUAACCUGAGAACAAGAUUUACCCUUCUACAACAAAACACGAGUCAUUUUCUUUACUAACAAGAUCAAAUUCAGAUGUUUUGUAUACUACAACAGCUCAACAAAACAGUGCAGAUCUGUCCGAAUAAUUUGUUUAAUUUAAACUAGGCUUUGGCUAAAAUAACAAAAAGACCUCCCAGUGUGGCUGUGGACUCCCUCCUUCCCUCCUCCUGUCGUCUUCCUGCACUGAGUCACAGUAGUGACUGAAUCGGUGAGACCACUAAAAACCACCUGAACCUUGAGUGUAGAUUUAUUGAUUUAUGUUUCCCACUGUGCCUGCUUCUAUUUUAUGAAGAGGUGAUUGUUUCUUCUCUGGUUCUCUUCAAGUGUAUUACAUCACCUCUGAAACAUUCAACUUUUUGGGGGAAAAGAAAAACAUUUCUGCACAUUGUUGUAUUUUCUGGAAUGAAAACAUUUUCUAUGACUGGGUUGUUGUGUUCAGGACGUCCUGUAAAAGCUCAAGGACAAUAUGACCAAGUGGUAUUAUUUUUGGCUCCAACACUCGUCUGUAAGAGCGGACAUUCGGCAGAAUGUUAUUCAGAAAUGUGAAUGACAUGUCUCAGGCAUAGACUACGCCCCUCGAGGCAAUAAUGACUAAACAUCUGGACAGCAACCUGAUGUUUCAUCACACAUUCCUGCAGCAGUUGUGGGUAAGGUGCCUUGCUCGAGGGCUGUCUGUUUAACCAGCUGGCGAGGCGUUCAGGUGGCGCUGCCUUCUGCUGGUGAGCUUUCUCCUCUGAACUGAUCAACAAUGUCAAAAACAAACAUUUCAGGCUUUUUUUGAUUUUUCUUAGCUGUAAACAGAGUGUAAAAAGCUUACCUGUUGUAUGUUGUUGAUGUAAAUGGUACUGUGUCCUAAUGUAAAUGCACUGCUCCCAGAAUGCACUGUGCCCCCCUAAGCUGAGUAGAAAAGGUGAAGUUGGUCCUAAAAGUUAAUCUGUAAUGUUACUUUUACUGAAGAAAAGCUCCUUUUACUUUUAAACCACCCCAGCAGCUAAUAUUCCCUUUGAUUAUUGCUUUAUAAGUUUAUUUUUAUUAACCUAAUUCUUGUCUUUUAUUGGUUACAACAACAGCAUGCAGACCAAGCUGUAAACCCACAGGGCCUGGUUGUUUAAAAGGUUCAGUCCAGAUGAUAAUGAUCUGGAUUUGUUUAGUCACUUUUUUCUACCCAGGAUCACUUUUAUCAACCUGAUCCAGAUCCAAAUUUAUAAAGAGUACCAAAUCCAGACUAAAGGGAAUUUCACAGGCAUACUGUGUCCACAAGGAGAACCAAAAUCCACCCAACCCUAAGGAACAUUUUGGUUUCUUUUACAGUUUUAUGUACUUGAUAUCAUUGCUUAUUGGUGAAUAUUUUAUGAGGACAAAAUCCCACAUUGUUUACAACCCAGAUUUUAAUCCCAUCUGUUUUGCCACUCAAGCAGUUUGCAAUACUCAUUAACAAAAAAGUUCAACAAGAUGUACUGACGGCAGUUACAUGCCCAAGCGAAGGAUAUGAAUGUCGGCCAGUAAAAGUAAAGUGCCUCAAAAAGAAGAGCUGGGGUGGUAUUUAGCCUUGACCUUGUACCUCCAAAAAAUCUGAUCUGAUUUGUAUGAAGGUGAAAGAAAAUGCCUCAAAGUGUUCUUGAAACGUUGUUCAUGUGCAAGGAAUGAACAUGAAACCCCAAAACUAUGAGCUUGGAAUUCCAACCUCCAAAAUCAAAUCAGUACACUCUUGAGUCAGAGUGGACAUUUGUGCAGUUUUCUAGAAAAAUCCCUGAAUUGACUCUUGAGAUAUUGUGCUGAAUAGGGAUGCACGGUAUAAUAGGCACAAUAUGAUAUGAACAUCUCUGCUGAUAUUUACAACAGAUAGUUUGGUUAUAAGAAUCGGCCUUUAUCAGCUGUUGGCCUAUGAACAUGUAAUGAAAUUAUAGGCUAGACCAACAGACCUACAUCAGCUGAAGUCUUUCUCCUUAUUUAUUACUAUUCCUUACACUUUAAAAUGUGUUUUAAGGACUAAAAUGCGUUCAGUUGUUUAUCCUCAAACCUUAAGUUUUGUGUUUUAAGGACUGAAGUUUAAGGUCUAAAAUGAUAUCAGUAUUGGCUAAAAUUAAUUUGUAAAUAUCUGCAAAAAUCCCAUAUCAUGCAUGCCUUGUGUUUGAUAAAUUGCUCAAACAGAUGGAAGGACACUAACUAUGGAUGUGGAAGCAUCAGAAUAUCUUAAAAUAUCAACCUCUGUAUAAAAAGGCUGCUUUAACUGACAAAGGUGGGAUUUUACCCCCCCCCCCCCAGUCCAGAUCAAAUCCAGUAAGAUCAGAAAAAUCCUUUAUGGAUGAACAGAAAAUGAAGGUUUUAUUCAAAUUAAUGAACAGAAUUGGAUUCCCUCAAUUUAUUCAAAAAUCAUUCUUCUUGAAUUUUUUAACAACCUGAUUUCAGGAUUUAAUCCUGUCUUUAAUCCUGCCACAAUAUUUUUGAACAUUGGGCCCGGGUCUCUUCACUUUAUUAAACAGAUUUAAAUCUACCUAUGCUCAUAUAUAAUUAAACUGAAGACCAGCCUGUGUGUUUGUCAGGCUGGGAUUGUCUGUGUAGAAGAGGAUGGGUAUUCUGGCCCCAUCCUGUCUUCUUUCACUUCCCAUGGCUUUGCUUCAGCACAAGCAUAUUUUCUGUUGUAGUGUUUUUCUUUGUUCUUUGUCUGAGUCUGAAUGUGAUUUCCUUUCUGUAGCAGUCAAACAGGAAGUUUGUCCUGUGUCUCUUUUGAUUAUUGACACAUCAUCAAAAAAUAAUCUCACUCUUGUGAAAUCUGUGGUGGAGUCAUGUGCAGGCUAAAUGUCUAUAAAUUCCACUAAGUUUCAGUAGAAGAAAAGCAUUUUUUCAUCAGUUAAAAACAGGCUGAAAAUGAUUUUUUUUCAUGUCUGCAAAGUAUGAAGGGAAAAGAAAAAUGAAUGGUUAUUUGGUUUUGAACAGUAUGUGUAGAAUCACUGUUAAAACCUUACCCCUUUGUUAAAAACACACAGCACAUACUUUAAGAUAAAAUAUUUCCUUAUAUUGUUCUGCAGUGACUCUUAUAGUAUCAGUACAUCGGUGAGAAACAGCAGGAGCUUUAAGUGUUUAAACAUCUGUUAGUGGUGGAUCUUACAUUCCAGCAGGAGAAGGUUUCCUCUGCAGAUGGAAAAACGAUCAGAGUAAUGAACUUGGUAAACAAGAUCAAACCAAACUUCCUGAAUCUGAUUACAACCUGUUUAUUAAAGUUUACCUGUGUGUGUCUACCUAAAUGGUUCCCAAAUAAUACAGGGACAUAAUUAUCAGCUUAAAUGCUCAGGUGUGGCACAUUUGCCAUCCACUGUAAUUAUGUGUCUGCAAAAAGCCUGCAAACAUUAACACCUGCCAACAAACGUAACAAAAAUCUGCAGUUUUUAUCAUAAUAAUCUCUCAAAUGUGAUAAAUUUCCCACAAAUGUUUUAGAAGUUGCCUAAUGAAAAUGUAAUAAGAUUCCCACAAACGUAAAUUUUCAGGACGUUUCUGGACUUGUAAAAGUUGUAUUAAUUUCCCACAAAUUUGAUAUGAACAUGAAAACUUAAGUGUUGUUGGCCAUUGUUUGUUAGAGCCAUGAAUCUUAGCGGAGUGUCAAAACAGUGCUCUGAGGAAAUCAAACAACAUACAGAAAUACUGUUCACCACUGCACUUAAAAUGUGUUUUUAGUCUCAGUGUUUGAACCCUGUAGGCUUUAGACACAGAAACUUUCUUUGAUACCGAGAGCCAGUGCAGCCUUAGCCUGCUAAUGUUUUUGUCAGCUCUCUAUGAACAGUAGAAUAACUUAGAUUUGGAUUAGAUGAACCCCCUCUUAGGGCUCACUUCAAGAAUCACCUGGAUUUUGCAGAAUUUUCCAAAAUUGAUGUCAGUCCUCUUCUCAUUCAAAAAUGUGGUACUAAGAUUCAUGGCUCUGCAAGGGUUUUUAAGUCUCUGGAAAAGGUUCCUGUUUCAUGGCGAAACAAAAAAUCCAUAUCUAGCAGGGUGAACAGUAUUUCCAUACGCUGUUUAUAAAUUUCUCAAAGUGCUGUUCUGACUCAUUUAAUCCAGUCUGCUAAGAUUUAUGGCUCAAGUGUUUUAAGCUGGAAAAACUGCUUCCUGUUUCAUGGCGAACACAACAAAAUGGCCCUAUCUGGCUAUGUGAACAGUAUUUCCUCACUUAGUUUAUAAUUUUCUCAAAGUGCUGUUCUGACUCAUCUAAUCCACUCUGCUAAGAUCCAUGGCUCUACCAGUGUUUUAAGAUGGGGAAAAAAAAAACUACUUCCUGUUUCAUGGCGACCCAUUCUGACUCAUUUGCUAAGAUUUAUGGCUCUAACACUGUUUUAAGACGGAAAAAUCUACUUCCUGCUUCAUGGUGAACAAAAAAUUGCUUUGACGACUUUUUUGAUGUGACUUGAGCUUAAGCUGACUUCAUCCCACUGGCAGUUGUAAAAAGGCUACAAAAACAACAAUGGUCACAACUUAAAUUUUUCAUGUUGACGUUACACUUGUGGGAGGUUAAUACAAUUUUGAGACAGUAGUUUUACCUCCCCAUAAACGUAACAAAUCCCCAAAUGGCAACUGCUGUUUGUGGGAUAUUUAUUAUGUUUGUGGGACUAUUACAUUAAAAGCUGCAGAUUUGUACUGGAGUUGUGGGCAGUCAUUACAUUUGCAGAUGUUACAAGCUCUGAAAGAAAUAAUUUUGGCAGUGUUGAAUCCUCUGAUUAGAUUUUAAUUUCCAAAAAAAAUUGCAAAUUUUCUUAUCCAGAAAUAAGGUACAGUCCUGUUCCAAAAUUUUAUCUCAUAAUUUGAUGAAACACUUACAAAAUGUGUUAAUUUUAAAAGGUUGUUAGUUGGAAAAUUGGGAGUUUGGUUGUUUUGCUAAUCUGUGUAGAAUCACCAGUUAUCUGAAAAUCCUUUCCUUUCAUAGUCACAUGAUCUUUCAUUUGGAGGAUCUUGAAUUUACAACUUCAAAGUAAAACACUUUUUCUGCCCAAAAAUUAAAGGACUUCAAAUCCCUAUUCUAUAUAAAGAGUUUCCACAUUUUGUUUGAAUAUUUUGUUUUCAAUUCUUAUAUUUGUAUCUUGAAAUCCUAAAUCCUUCAAUUACAGUGUUGUAAUUUCCCUUAAAUGUAUUUGUUUUUAAACCAAAAUUUUGCAAUAAUAUCCACUAUGAAAACACUGGAAAUGGAAGAAAUUAAUGAGUUGUGUUUUUAUUAGUUAUGCAAGAAGAAAUUUAAAUAUUUAUGUAGCACCUCUUACCCAAAUGUCUUCUUAAUUCACAAGAAUAUCAGGGAAUUUUUUACAUAGAUGUGUAACUGUAACUGUAAAAAAUAAAGAUAGGAACUUCUAGAAGUGUAAUGUUUCAACUCUUUUGUGGCCCCUAAAAAUAUGAACAUAUUUGAAGUAUUUUCUGUCUUUAAAAAAACUGCAUCUCAGAGACUUUUAUAUUUCAAAACUCUCUUUUUUUCACCAAAUGUAAAGUUAAAUGUGUAGCCUGUAGCUCAGUUGGCUGCUCCACGUGUCCCUCGAGUGCCUUUUUUUCUCAUUCAGGAAAAAGAUGUUAUGAUUCAUGUGGGAACUAUGGCCCUCAUUUUGUUUUUAUUCUUUAUUUUCUCCUGUUGUGUUGCCUUUUGCACUUUUUCGCUGCAUUUAUGUGAGGGAAGCUGGAAGAGCUUUUCCAUGAUGAGUGAUUUUAAAACAAGCUUUUAGUUUCCCACACUGCUGCUUGCUUCUUAUGCCUUCACUCAAACAUGAGUCACUGUAAUUUAUGUCUGCUCACACUAAAUUCAACAGUAUUUCAUUUUCACCUUUGGUCAGAUUUUUUUUCUUUUCUGGCUGUCUGCAUGGGGAAAGUGUGUUUAUGACUCACAGACUUUUGAAUGAAUCAAAAUAAAACACUGACAUCUGACUGGUUCAAGUUCUCACUACAGUUUUUAUUUUAAGAAGUUAUGAUCAGAAAACGUUCAAGGACACUUCAUUUUCAUGUCACUGACAGUAACCAUUUUUGUUUCAGAUUGUUAUUUUGGAAUUAAUCACUUCACAUUUCCCCAUAUUCAACUAAAACACAUCACGCUUCUUAGUCAUGUCCUGGUGUGAUACAUGGGAUCAUCAGUUGACAUUUUAUGCAUAUUCACAGUAUUUUUUAUGUAUAUGAUCACAGAUUGUCUGAUUUGAUUCAAAAUGAGAAUGUUUCUGUCUGAUUGUGUGAAAUUAA
Messenger RNA from Cheilinus undulatus (humphead wrasse), 11415 nucleotides. RefSeq names its product sphingosine-1-phosphate phosphatase 1b (gene sgpp1b). Lineage: Eukaryota; Metazoa; Chordata; Actinopteri; Labriformes; Labridae. The coding region runs from base 323 to 1822 and encodes 499 amino acids. Gene Ontology annotation, molecular function: sphingosine-1-phosphate phosphatase activity. The transcript is spliced from 3 exons. The record is from RefSeq and is a predicted model, not a curated record. Gene Ontology annotation, cellular component: endoplasmic reticulum membrane. Gene Ontology annotation, biological process: phospholipid dephosphorylation; sphingosine metabolic process.